Aureobasidium subglaciale EXF-2481 is the source of this 6570-nucleotide messenger RNA. RefSeq lists its product as uncharacterized. The record is from RefSeq and is a predicted model, not a curated record. Gene Ontology annotation, biological process: secondary metabolite biosynthetic process; fatty acid biosynthetic process. The transcript is spliced from 3 exons. NCBI's taxonomy places the organism in Eukaryota, Fungi, Ascomycota, Dothideomycetes, Dothideales, Saccotheciaceae. Gene Ontology annotation, molecular function: phosphopantetheine binding; 3-oxoacyl-[acyl-carrier-protein] synthase activity; fatty acid synthase activity. Bases 1 to 6570 code for a protein of 2189 amino acids.
AUGGCAUCAUCCACCGUCACACCUGUUGCUAUCAUCGGAUAUGCAUGCCGAUUGCCUGGAGACGUAUCAUCUCCAGAAGACCUCUGGGAGUUGUGCUCACGAGGACGUACGGGCUGGGGACCUACCCCUUCUACACGCUACUCCAAAGAUGCAUACUACCAUCCAGCACCUGGAAAGCAUGGCUGUACUAAUACAGAGGGAGGUUACUUCCUUCAAGAAGAUCCCGCUAAAUUUGAUGCCCCUUUCUUCAACAUGACAGUCCAAGAAGCUACCGCACUUGACCCUCAACAACGCCUGCUCCUUGAGUGCACUUUCGAAGCUUUCGAGAGUGCUGGCAUGACCAAAGAAGGGGUUGCUGGUAAAGAUAUCGGUGUCUUUGCUGGUGGCUCCUUCGCAGACUACGAAGUCAACAACACUAGAGACAUUGAUACCGCUCCAACAUAUCAAGCAACUGGCUGUGCACCUGCUAUGCAGUCCAAUCGUCUCUCAUACUACUUUGAUCUUCGAGGUCCCAGUAUGACCAUCGACACAGCAUGCUCAUCCUCUCUAGUGGCACUACACAGCGCCAUGCAGAGUCUGCGUAGUGGAGAGUCUUCCUCUGCUGUGGUCGCUGCAGCUCACCUCAAUUUAACGCCAGACUUCUUUGUGACGAUGUCAAACACACAGUUGCUAAACGAUGCUGGUAAGACAUUCGCCUUUGAUCAUCGAGCAAUCUCUGGAUUUGCGCGUGGUGAAGGUGCAGGUUCAAUUAUUUUGAAGCCACUUGACGCUGCCAUUCGUGACGGCGACAUUAUCCGUGCCGUCAUCCACGGGUCAGGUUGCAACCAGGAUGGAAAAACAAACGGAAUCACGGUCCCCAACGGCACUGCUCAAUCAGACUUAAUCACACAGGUGUAUGCGAAGGCAGGACUUGAUCCUGCCGAGUGCGGUUUCAGCGAAUGUCACGGUACCGGCACCAAGGUCGGCGAUCCUAUCGAAGUUGCUGGCAUACACGAAGCACUAGGUGCUGGUCGUAGUCCCAGAAAUCCACUUUUUAUCGGCUCAGUGAAGAGUAAUGUCGGCCAUCUUGAGGGUGCCAGCGGUAUCGUUGCGGUCAUCAAAGCUGCCAUGAUGCUGGAAAAGGGUAUGCUCUUGCCUAACGCGAACUUCGAGAAGCCGAAUCCCAGCAUUCCGCUUGAUCAGUACAAUAUGAAGGUCCCGACCGCUACCAGACCAUGGCCACGAGGCAAGAAAUAUGUCUCGGUAUCCAAUUAUGGCUUUGGUGGAGCUAACGCUCAUGUUGUCUUGGGUGCCGCGCCCAAAGGGCUCAAAACCACCAUGGCCACAGUCGCCUCUUUGGAUGAGGCACCACAGGACCCACUGUGCAAGUUGUUCGUUUUGUCUGCACAUGACUCUGCAGCAUUGCAGAAAAAGAUCACCGACCUUGGCAUCUUCCUUGAGCAGCGACCAGAAGUCUUCGAGAAACUACUUGCAGGCAACGUAGCCUACACUCUCGGUGAGAGACGUUCUCACUUGCCCUGCCGACUUGCUAUUCCGGCAACUUCUUCGGAUGAUUUGGGUCAUGGCCUUGCAACAGCGAAGGUUCCCACUUUCAGAGCUCGCAAUGAACCUACUCUGGGCUUCGUAUUUACCGGGCAGGGUGCCCAAUGGGCUGCCAUGGGCGCUGAGCUGGCUCGCGACUAUCCCAUCUUUGCAACUGCACUGGAUGCAGCUGACAAUACCCUGAAGGCUGUCGGAGCAGACUUCUCUCUGAAGGAAGAGAUGGCGAAGCCCGCUGAUUCAUCCCUCAUCAAUGCUGCUCACAUCAGUCAGCCUGCCUGUACAGCUUUGCAGAUUGCUCUCACUAUGCUUCUCAGCUCAUGGGGUGUACACCCGUCCGCUGUAGUCGGCCAUUCAUCAGGCGAGAUUGGCUGUGCAUUCGCUGCUGGCAUCAUUGGUCUUGAGGAUGCGAUGAAGAUCGCUUACUACAGAGGUCAAUGCAUGCUUAGUCUCAAGAAAAAGUCUGCAGGCAGGCCACAAGGUACAAUGAUGGCUGUCGGCGCCAGCGUUGAAAAUGUACGGCCCUAUCUUGAGAAUGUCACCAAGGGCUAUGUCACUGUCGCCUGCAUCAACAGUCCUUCUUCAGUCACUCUGUCUGGUGAUAUCGAGGCUGUUGAGGAGCUUCAGCCUAUCCUGACAGAGAAGAGUAUCUUCAAUAGACAGCUCAAGGUUGGAGUCGCGUAUCACUCCGCACAUCUCGAGCCGGUUGCCGACGAGUACCUUGACUUGAUUAAGAAUAUUCAGCCAGCCACUACGGCUACUGCCACUUUCUACUCAUCUUUGCUUGGACGAGUUGCCGAGCCCUCUGAACUCACUCCUGACUACUGGGUUCAGAAUCUGACCUCGCCUGUCAGAUUCUCUGAUGCUCUUAGUGCUAUGGCAAAGGAGACCGGGUCUAAGGUCAUCGAUCACCUGGUCGAGCUCGGCCCUCACUCGGCUCUUCAAGGUCCCAUCAGAGAUACAUUAGCCACCAUCGAUGCUGCAAAGGGCAAGAUGCAGUAUGUCUCUGUUCUUGCAAGAAACCAGAACGCUUGCGAAACUGCUCUGCGAAUGGCAGGUGCUCUCUACAUGAAAGGUCUACCAUUGACAUUCGGCGAGAUCAACUUCCCUCGCACUAAGAGUAUCAAUCAGAAGCUCAUUACAGACCUUCCGAGAUAUCCUUUCAACCACGAGACCAGAUAUUGGCACGAGUCUAGGCUCGCUCAGAAGCAUUGCUUCAAGCAGGGUACACGCAAUGAUAUCCUGGGAUCAUUGGCUGAUUGGUCUAACGACCUUGAGCCUACGUGGAGGAACAUCGUUCGCUUGGAUGAUUUGCCAUUCCUCCGUGGCCACAAGAUGCAGUCCAUGCCUGUCUUCCCUAUGGCAGGCUACAUAGGUAUGGCUCUUGAGGCUGCUGCCAGACGUGCGGAGGCUCGUGGUGUCCAAUUCGAUCGCUUCGACAUUCGCGAGUUCAUUGUAAGCAGCGCAUUGGUUCUUAAUGAGGACACUGACGUUGAGAUGACCAUCACUCUCAAGCCGUACAGUGAAGGACUUCGUGGUGCAGCUUCUGACCUGUGGGAUGAUUUCAAGAUUUGCUCUUGGGACGCGAAGCGUGGUUGGCUCCAGCACUGCCAUGGUCUUGUCGGAGUCCGAAGCUCCCCAGCUGUCAACUCUGUUGAUGCGCAUAAAGCACAGAGUGCCACAAAAGCGUUCGAGACUCGCAAGGCUGCCAUCGUUGAAGCAUCCACAGAUACUGUUGAUGUUAAGGAUAUGUACGAGACACUUACUGCUAUCGGUGCUGAGUACGGACCAGUCUUCACCGGUCUUGAACCUUGCAAAGCUAGCGACUCUACCGCUCAUGCUGAGCUCAUUGUCCCGGACACCAAGUCGUUGAUGCCCAAAGGGUAUGAGACCGAUCUCAUUGUACAUCCCGCGCUUCUUGAUCAGAUCAUCCAGAUCGUCUGGCCCAUAUUUGGUGCUGGUCGUCAAGGGCUGGACACUCUCUAUAUGCCUACAUUCGUCAAGAAUUUCAGCAUCUCUCGCAAUUUCUCUACCAAGCUCGGCAGCAAACUUGAGGUGUAUGGCUCAGGUGCACCUAACAAAGGGGCUCCCGAGCCUACAAAGUUCGGCUUCUUUGUGGUAGAUCCUGCUAACGCCAAUGAGUCACUAGUUCAAUUCGAAGGCCUGACAAUGACUCCUCUUCGCGAAUCGAGCAGCAACUCUGGACCUCAGGCCCGCGAGCUUUGCUACAAGAUUGAUUGGAAAGUUGUGUCAGACGAAGAGAGUGAGCUGGAGAGGUCCACAUCUGAUGUGUCUGAUACUCCAAUCAAGGCCGACUCUCUCGUCAGCACCCCGUUCAACAGGGAUGAAGCUGUCUGUGUUGUUUACAACGAGUCCAACGAGAAGGCUUUGGCAACUGAAAUCGCCGACACUAUCUGGAAGACAUCUGGUACCCAAGCUGAAGUUUUGACCCUCUCGAAGGUCGCAGCAGCCGACAAACGAGUCAUCUUUGUGUCUACCGCAGAGAACAUUCUGAGUCAGAUUAAUCCUGUUGUGUUCGAAUCUCUGCGUCAGAUGUUGCUCUCCGCUCGCAAAGUCCUCUGGGUGUACAAAGAAGGUCCCAAUGACAUUGAUGUAGAGGGCAGCAUGGUCGUCGGUUUCACUCGUGCCAUCCGCUCAGAGACUUCUGCCAACAUCAUUACCCUGGGAAUGCAGGAGGCUACUGACAAGACCGCUAUUGAGCAUGUCUUCAACGUCCUCACAAAGACCGGACCAGACUCGACAUCGAAUUUCAAGGACGACAAGGAGUUCAUCAUGAAGGGCGAGGAUCUGUUGGUACCUAAGGUGGUCGACGACGAGGAACUGAACGUACGACUUCACCAGGAGUCGCAAGAAUCGGUCGUGUAUCAGCAACCAUUCGCUCAAUCUGACCGUCGACUGAAGAUGGUCAUUGCAACACUCGGCUCUCUCGACUCAUUCUACUUCGUAGAUGACGAGCCCAAGCCACUUGGCGAGAACGAGGUUGAGAUUGAAGUCAAGGCUACCGGUAUGAACUUCAAAGAUGUCGUUGUCUCCAUGGGACAACUCAACCAGCCUUACAUCGGGGUCGAAUGUGCAGGUAUCAUCGCGGCUGUCGGUAAGAAUGUGACGGAUGUCAAGAUCGGACAAUCUGUCAUGGCCAUGACAGAGGGUGCAUACAGUACAUAUGCUCGCUGUCUAUCGACCAGUGUGGCACCUCUGCCGGAGAAGAUGGACUUCACUGCUGCUUCCACCAUUCCUGUCGUCUUCUGCACUGCUUACUAUGGCCUCUUCGAUCUUGGGCGUCUCACCGAGGGCGAGAGCGUUCUCAUCCAUGCUGCUGCUGGUGGUGUCGGUCAAGCUGCCAUCAUGUUGGCCCAGACUUGUGGAGCUGAGAUCUUCGCCACUGUCGGAAGUCUCGACAAGAAACAGCACAUCAUGAAGGAGUAUGGUAUUCCUGAAGACCACAUCUUCUACAGUCGUGACACUUCCUUCGGCCCCGCCAUCCGCGAGGUCACUGGUGGACAAGGUGUCGAUGUUGUGCUCAACUCCCUUGGAGGUGACUUCUUGCGUGAGAGUUGGGACUGCUUGGCUCCUUUCGGUCGCUUCAUCGAGAUCGGCAAGGCUGAUAUCACCAAGAACAGCAGAUUGGAGAUGGCUCAAUUCGAGUACAACGUUUCGUUCGCGUCCGUUGACUUAACCAAGGUGGCUGCCUUCCGUCCCAAGCUCAUGAAGAGACUCUUGAAUGAUGUGGAGAAGCUCAUGAGCAGCGGAAGUAUCAAGCCAGUUGGUCCGAUCACAAGCUACGGUAUCAAUGACGUUGAAGCUGCUUUCCGUAGUCUCCAGAGCGGCAAGAGCAUGGGCAAGCUGGUCAUCACUCCUCAGCCCGGAGAUCUUGUUCAAGCCAUCUCACCCAAGAAGACAGCAAGCUUGUUCAAGGAAGACGCUUCAUAUCUCAUUAUCGGAGGUACAGGUGGUCUUGGUUGCAGCAUCGCCAGAUGGAUGGCAUCUCGUGGUGCCAAACGUAUCUGCUUAUCAUCAAGAAGAGCAAACAUCACACCCAGACUGGAAGAGCUCAUUGGCGAUCUUGCCAAAGCAGGAACGAAGGUGACUGUUCGCGCCUGCGAUGUUGCCAAUGCCGACUCGGUCCAAGCUCUUACUUCUGAGCUUGCGAAAGAAGGACCAAUCCGCGGCGUCAUCCAGGGUGCUAUGGUGCUCAAGGAUAUUCUGUAUGAACAGAUGACGACUGAUGACUUCAAUGCAGUCGUCAAUCCCAAGGUCGCUGGUACUCUCAAUUUGCACAACAGCCUUGGCACGUCAGAGCUCGACUUCUUCAUUGCUUUGUCUUCUGUUGCUGGUAUUGUUGGUAACCGUGGGCAAGCCGCGUACGCAGCCGCCAACGUCUUCUUGGACACUUUCAUGGCCCACCGCAAUGCAAAGGGGUUGCCUGGCACAUCUCUUGACCUUACUGCGGUUUCGGACGUCGGUUACCUAGCCGACAAUAGCGAAAGGGCGGCUGAUGUCUUGCGCAACCUUGGUGGCGAGACGAUUGAGGAGAGCGAGAUUCUUGGUUUGCUCACUGCUGCUGUUACAGGCAAAAUUACUGCAAGCAACAACCAUGUCAUCACUGGACUCAAGAUCAACCCUGGCUCGGAGCCUUUCUGGUGCCAUGAUGCUAAGUUUAGCAACUUGCUCGCUGCGGCGGCAUCGCAGACUUCUGAGGGUGGUAGCGCCAACGUACCUUUGCCCCAAGCAUUGAAGACCGCUAGUGACAAAGAGAGGGCACUGGAACUCCUGUACGCUGCUCUUGUGACAAAGUUAGCAGCUGUCUUGAUGUUGUCAGUCGAGGAGAUGGAGCCUUCCGCCGCGGUCGCAUCGUACAGUUUAGACUCACUUGCGGCCAUUGAGGUUCGCAACUGGAUUGCAAGAGAGGCAGAUGCAAAUGUCCAGGUCCUGGAGUUGCUUACCAGCCCCAGUUUGAUGGAGCUUGCAAAGUUGAUAUUGAAGAAGAGUAAAUUGGUUGCUUUUGAGUAG